Messenger RNA from Rattus norvegicus (Norway rat), 2192 nucleotides. The record is from RefSeq and is a predicted model, not a curated record. Lineage: Eukaryota; Metazoa; Chordata; Mammalia; Rodentia; Muridae.
AGCUGUCUCUGCCUUCCUUGCCGUCUGUGAUUCGUUCACCUAGCAACGGUUUCCGAGGAGUGCAAACAUUCUACUGGCAAAUUGUACAGGAUGCCCACUCACUAGGGGGUCUCCUGGGAUUUGGGAUUUUCUCUUGAUCAUAUGAUGAAACUAGGUCCACAUUGUCUCCACAAAACAAAUUCAUCAGGCAGCUCCUCCUGAGGGCUAAGCACUUGAGACACUCCUGGAACUUUCUGAAAGUCUUUGCUGUUGGCCCUGAGAGACCUCAACCUCUCUUCCUGAGCUCUAUACAGAAACUUUCCUUAGAGACACCGUGGGUCACCACUGCUGGAUCUGUUGUACACUUCCUGUGUCUCCAGCAUGUCAAGGCCACUCCAGCCUGUAAGUCAUUCGGAUCCAGGGAGGCUUGCUAAUAGCCAAACCCAAGAGGCCUGUGAGGCUAAGCCACCAGAAGCCAGACACCAGUCACCUCUGUCAACUCUGGAAAACGUCCGGGUGGCUUGCUUUGAUCCUCCACCUGAAGUGGUUCCGACCAGGAACCCAAUCAUACACAACAAAAAGGCAGCCGACCCCGUCCAUUCCGACCUUGCCAGCUUGUGGGUGAAAAACAAGACUCUCUUAGCUGAGCUGAGAAAUCUUCAAAACAAGCUCUACAUGAAAGAAACGUCUUUGCACGAGAUGAAGACAGAGUUAGAGAGUUACAAAGAAACUAAUGCCCAGCAGGCGCUACAGAUAAUGUCCCUGAGAGAUGACGUCAAGAACCUUCAAGACCUUAUUGACUCUCUAAUGAAGGUUAAGAUGUUGAAAAACACAGAAUCUCAGAGUUUCGGAAGACAUAACUGGGAUCUAACUGAGCGAGUUAUAGACCUAGAGAACUGUCUAAGGGAGCACCUGACGGGAAGAGAGCCCGCAUGGAGAAAGGCGGAGCUUCUGGAGAAAAGGCGGUCCUGCCCCUGCAGAUUCUCUCCUCACAUGAACCUGAAAGGACUGGAAGAUUCCUUGGAUAUUUUCCCUGUGAAGGUGAGGGACAAUAAUAAAGUCUGCAACUCUGAGAGAGACAACAUUGUUUACUCGGAAGGACCAACUGAGGGGCAAACCACGGUCGAUAAAGGUCAACAGGAUUUGGUCUACAAAGAAAAACUAACGUCUGAAUUGGACAGAGCUCCGUAUUCCUGUAGCUGGGACCCCACCCAUGAGCAUUCCCACCACCAGGACUUCCUCGGUCAGUUGGCUACGCUACUGAGUGACAGCAUUGGCCCCAUAGUAGCCACGGAAGAAGCAGUGAAAGAGAGGAUCCAGGAAAUGGGUGCAAACGAGCAGCUGUGGAAAUUUAAAACUGAAGCCCUGCAGCAGGAGAUUCAGAUGCUCACCAAGAGGCUCGAGCAGCUGCACCACCUUUAUGAAGAGGCUGGUGAAGGGUCACCCCACACUGAAGAAAAUUACAUGGAGCAGAAAAGACCCUUGGGAUACCUGGACGCAAAGGAAAACUCCAGGACCCGGACUACCCACACAGAUAAACGCAGCAAAUUCAAACGGUUAGAGAUGUUAUUGGAUAUUGAGCGGAAUUCCAAGAUGGCUGCAGCCCCAAAAAUGGAGGAGAAAAUUCAGAGACUUCAGAAGCAGCUUAGUGAUUUGAAAUUGUCAAAUAAAAACAUGAAGACUCAACUGACAAGAAUAAAUGUCCUUAAAGACAAAACAAUUGAGCGGCUCAGGCAAUCAGUAACAAAAGUUGAAACAGUGAAAGAGAAGACAGCAGCCAAAACGGACAACUUGAAAAUCCCAUCUGAUCCCGUGGAGCAGGCAGCAAGACCAGAGGAGAGGGCCCACCAGACGCCAGCCCGGAGCCUUCCCGAGCCUUCUACAGUCAGAAGCAUGCUGAAAGGGGUCUCAGGACGAGAGCAAGAGCUCGCCGACUUUCGGGAGACCAUUAUGAAGAUGUUGGGAUUUAACAUGAAAACAGCGGACAAGGAUGUCAUUAAUCAGCUGAAGCUUGUCGUCCAAAUUUAUGAAGUCUCUAACAAAUCAAAGAUGGAUUCUCACAGUGAGCCUGGACCCGCCAAGAAGUCUGCUCAGUAGGAUGGGCUGAUGCCCAGGAAUCAUUAGUCUAUGUAAGAGUGACAGGAAAGGCAGAUCCGCAGCAAGAAGCAAUCCUGGAAUGACGUCUCUUGGGGCCCAAGUUAUACUGUGCCAGU